Molecule: messenger RNA, 420 nt
Organism: Diversispora eburnea
Lineage: Eukaryota; Fungi; Glomeromycota; Glomeromycetes; Diversisporales; Diversisporaceae
Source: the annotation of a GenBank genome assembly
AUGAAAAGUAGUGGUAUUAAUACAAUUUUUACUGCAGCUAUUACCUCUGUUUAUCAAUUAGUUUUUAGUAGUAAAACGAAAUGUGCAGGAAUUUCUUACUUAGGUUUAGACCAACCUGAAACAGCUCAAAAGUUAUUCAUUGGUUGUCUUGGUAAAAUUACAAAAAACACAAAUCAAACUAGUUAUAAUUAUCAUAAUUAUUCUGCAUCAUUAUUUCAUAAUCAGAUUGUUGCUGAAUACAAAGAUAUUUCACUCAACGCUGUUUGGAAUAAAACUGGAAUUUUGACAUUUAUUUUGGGAUACUUUAUUUGCUAUAAAUCUCCCAUGAUUAUGGAAAAACUAUAUGAAUUUCAUUUAAAAGAAACAUUAGAAGAUCAAUUGGCAUCAAAUAUUUCAAAGUUGGAUGUAACUAAAAAGUAA